AUCCUGUGAUUUUGUCUCUUUUUCUAGGAUUGCAUUUUAUACGCUUCCUAACUGGAGCCAACCCUGAGGCAUCUUCAGCAACUGCAAUCAAAUUUCACUACAAUGGAUGACGACAGAGAGUAUUUGCUUUCCCUUCAGGCUGUUCGAGCCAACGCCAGCAAGGUCCUCGACUCUGCAAUUAACGGCGAAUUGAUUCAUUUUGACUAUGACUCUGAACGCAUGGCUGUAGUCGCAGACUUUGUGACUGACGUUAUCAAGCGCGACUUCGGUCCAGACAAGUUUGAUCAGAUCCCACCUCAUGGGCGAUGGCAGCAUUUCGACGUGGGAGGCGUUGCACGCGUGGACGCGCUUUGCGACCAGUGGAAAAAAGAAGGUUGCGAAGAUCCGAAGGAAGUUACUCGACGGUUGAUAGAUUUAUUCUUCGUGUCAGUGCUUCUUGAUGCCGGCGCUGGUGAUUACUGGCGGUUCAAAGAGCCAGACACGGAAGACUUCUACACCAGGAGUGAAGGCAUCGCGGUGGCCUCACUACACAUGUUCACGGCUGGAGCCUUCGCCGGAGAUGCAUCACUCAAAAGUUCUGUGAAUGGAAAUGGGCUGUUAUCUUUAGACGAUGACACCUUUAUCCGAUAUUUCCAGCUCUCCGAAGAAAAUCCGCUAGUCGGUGUAUCAUCUCGGGUUCAGCUACUGAAUGACGUCGGAGCAUCCCUUCUAAAACUCCCGGAAAUCUAUGGAGAAUCUGGCCGCCCAGGAAACAUCGUUGAUUAUCUCACAAGCUCGGACGUCGAGGCCAAGGUCCUGGACUACGAAGUCCUUUGGUCGUGCUUGCAACGUACCCUGAUUCCCUCCUGGCCAUCGAACCGUACUCGAGUCAAUGACCAGCCUAUUGGAGAUGCAUGGCCACUUCAAAUUCUCAAUGUUCGAGCUCAGGCAGAUAACGAUAUACGCCCCCGAACCACGAUCCAGCCAUUCCAUAAGCUCACCCAGUGGUUGGCAUAUUCUCUGACAGUACCUUUUACGAGAGUACUCGGCUAUACUUGGGCAAAGGCCGACCUAGGAACUGGUCUCCCUGAGUACCGCAAUGGCGGUCUAUUCGUGGAUCUUAAAGUCCUGAGCCUAAAACAGAAGGACUUGGAAGUUGGUCAGAAGACAUCUGGCCAAGACCUUCCACAGUUUGACGCUACUUCAGAUGUCAUCGUGGAGUGGCGGGCGAUGACGGUGGCAUUGCUGGACCAGCUGUAUGGUAUUAUUUCUGCUCGGUUCGGUGAACUAGGCGUCACGCUGAGUAUGGCACAAAUGCUGGAGGCUGGCACUUGGAAGUCAGGUCGCGAGCUUGCAGCUUCGCAUAGACCAGCGACGAAGUCAAGCCCGAUUCUUGUAAACGGUGACGGUACUCUGUAUUAGGUUGCCAUCCUUAGCCACGAACAGCUCAAACAGAUAGAAGAAAUGAACAGCAAACUAGACAACUAAAACAAGC
Messenger RNA from Ilyonectria robusta, 1474 nucleotides. RefSeq lists its product as uncharacterized. Bases 103 to 1401 code for a protein of 432 amino acids. The record is from RefSeq and is a predicted model, not a curated record. NCBI's taxonomy places the organism in Eukaryota, Fungi, Ascomycota, Sordariomycetes, Hypocreales, Nectriaceae. The transcript is spliced from 4 exons.